Molecule: messenger RNA, 878 nt
Organism: Sinocyclocheilus rhinocerous
Lineage: Eukaryota; Metazoa; Chordata; Actinopteri; Cypriniformes; Cyprinidae
Product: mitochondrial ribosome-associated GTPase 1
Exons: 10
Coding region: 8-853 (281 amino acids)
Biological process (GO): mitochondrial translation
Cellular component (GO): mitochondrion
Molecular function (GO): GTPase activity; GTP binding
Source: RefSeq, a predicted model, not a curated record
CAAGCAGAUGAGAGCCAGUCUAAGGAAGGUUGAUUGCAUUAUAGAGAUCCAUGAUGCUAGAAUACCCUUUUCUGGAAGAAAUCCCUCAUUUCAAGAGAGUCUUGAUGUCCGGCCACACAUACUUCUACUGAACAAGAUGGAUCUGGCAGACACGUCAAAAAAGCAGAGUAUUCUGAAGCAGCUUGACAGAGAAGGUGUGAGGAAUGUUUUGUUUACAGACUGUUUAAGACAACGAGAUGAGAAUGUAAAAAGGAUUGUUCCUCUUGUGACAGAGUUGAUAGAAAGUGGGUCGCGUUUUCAUAGAGAAGAGGACAGAAGUUACUGCCUGAUGGUCAUUGGUGUGCCAAAUGUGGGAAAAUCAUCACUGAUUAAUGCUGUAAGAAGAACAUAUUUGAAAAAAGGCAAAGCUUCAAAAGUAGGAGGUGAACCAGGAAUUACAAAAACUGUCCUGACAAAAAUUCAGGUUUGUGAGAGACCCAUAAUUUAUUUACUGGACACCCCUGGGGUCCUGCCACCUAGAAUAGAGAACAUAGAGGCAGGAAUGAAACUUGCUUUAUGCGGUACCAUUUUGGACCAUUUAGUUGGUGAGGAUGUCAUUGCAGAUUAUCUGCUUUUUUCACUGAACAGACGGGAAAGAUUUAGUUACGUUGAAAAGUACAAUCUUGAAGAGCCUAGCGAUGAUAUUCAGCAUGUGUUGAAGUGGAUAGCGGUGAAGCUCGGCAAGACCAAGCGUGUGAAGGCCAUCACUGGAGUUGGCAACAUCACUGUCCAGUUACCAGACUACAGUGCAGCAGCCUAUGAUUUCAUCAGAGCAUUUCGCAAAGGAGAACUUGGGAAAGUUAUGCUUGAUUAAUAGUGUUUAAAUAACUGAUUUGCAA